UAAUUUGUACACAAAGUAUAGGAAAAAUUAUUUGAUUUCAAAAAAUAUGGUGGUUAUUUGUCUAUUAAAGGUUAAUACAGGCAAUAUUGGAUAGUUGAUAAUCUAGUUUAUUAUCUUUAUCUGUGUGUUCAAACUACUGAAUUUUUAGUGGAAUAAUUUUAUCAGCUAUUAUCAAUAUGCAACAUAUUAUCGUCUAUCUAAAUUUAUACAACUUAGACAAAUUUUCACCAAUAUUAGUAAUACAAAUAAUUAAAUAAAGAUAUUCAUGUUAUUUUGAGUCUAUUUUAAUAAAUCUCAAAAAUGAAUGAUCGGCCAGAUAUACAUAAAAAAUUAUCAAACCUUGCAAAUAAAAAAAAAGUUUUUACUCCCAAUCUUGGAUACAAAAGAAUUGCAGCUAAAGAUUCAGAAUCGAAUGCAAAUGUUGAAGUUAAAGUGGAAAAUGAUGGUAAUAUGCAAUCAUCAACCCAGAAACAAAAAAAAGUUAAAGAAAGAUCUACUACACAAAUUCAAAGUGUAUUUUCGAACAUGAGCUCAAAUAGCCAUUCUAGAUCUGGUUCUUCCCAUUCUGGACUAACAGCUGGUUUCAGAUCAUACUCUAAUCAUGGUGAUUUCAAUAGUAAAGGAACUUUUGUGAAAGCUGAGUCUAAUCAAUGUAUUCAACAAAUGCAGCUUAUUCAAAAUGAUAGAUUUGAUGUUGAUGAUCCUCUUGAAAAUAAUCAUGGACCUAUUCGAUUCCCAUUUGUUAAAAAAGAAAAAAAAACAUCUGUUAUAAAAACAGAAAAUAGUCUAGAGUACCCAUUUCAGGAAACAGUUUAUCCUUCUUUAAGCGAACUUGUUGUUCCUGAAUCGUUGUCACUUUUGCAGUUUUAUGACAGUUCAUUUAGUGUUCGACCUAAAGUAGUAAAUAUUGAUUUAACUGGAAAUACUACUAAUAAUUUGGAAAACUCAGUUAAAAACGAAGCAGCUAUAAUACCUGAGUCUAAUGGACUUAUUAAAGAAGAGAAUAUGGAUAUGGAAUAUAGUUCUCGGCCUAUAGGAAAAGUGCAAUUCUAUAGAUCUGGGAGAGUCAUUUUAAAUUUAAAUGGGAAAAUAUAUGAGUUAAUGAAAGCUAAUGAAGAAAGACAUCAUAAGGAAUUAUUUAGUCUUACAAAAGAAGUUGAAACUAAUAAGCCAGAAAAAUUAGUAAGCUUAGGAACAUUACCAUUGAGGUUGAAAGCUGUGAUGGAUAUUAAUAAUAUUAUUGAUAAUUUUUCAAUUAAUGAAAUUUAAUAAUGUAAAAUUAAUAGAAUAAAAAUAUUUAACUUUUAA
This is a messenger RNA of Daktulosphaira vitifoliae (grape phylloxera), 1308 nucleotides long. RefSeq lists its product as uncharacterized. NCBI's taxonomy places the organism in Eukaryota, Metazoa, Arthropoda, Insecta, Hemiptera, Phylloxeridae. The coding region runs from base 301 to 1269 and encodes 322 amino acids. Gene Ontology annotation, cellular component: RNA polymerase III complex. Gene Ontology annotation, molecular function: DNA binding. The record is from RefSeq and is a predicted model, not a curated record. The transcript has 8 exons. Gene Ontology annotation, biological process: transcription by RNA polymerase III.